GACCGUUCAGACGAAGAUGCAGAAAAACUACGAAACCUUCAUGAAGCGAACAUCACAAAAGAGUACACGCUGGAAGAACUGCUGACAGACAGCAAUUGCAAGUAUUUCAUUAAAAAUAUUUAUCUCCAUUACAAAAACUUCAAAAUUAUAGUCACAGAAAUCGAGGCUCUCUUAGCGAUGGAAAACGGAGAGAGCACCACGAAUUACGAAGUGGAUGCGGCAACAGAAAAGCCAAGUGAAGAGGAUGAAGAGGAUCAGUUUGAAUUUCACAAUGGAACGGCUCAAAAUGGCAGAAUAUUGGGAGGCACAGCAGUCACGACGCAGACUUUUCCGCAGUACAAUUACCACGUAUUAAUUGUGAGCAAAACUGCCGCUGAUAUCGAUAGGUGGUUUUGCAGUGGCGCAUUAUUGUCGGCCACUUGGGCGCUGACCGCCGCACACUGCGUCGUAUUGGUUUCUACCAUUAAUGUUUAUCCUGGAACGUUCGAGGAUCCAUUGGCAGCUACCCCAUCGACAGCCACGGCCUUUAUUCAUCCCGCUUUUAGACUUAAUUUAAUGAUCAACGACAUCGCACUGCUGAAGAUUGGCACACCAUUGACGCUUAGUGGUACUAUUGGAACCGCUAGACUUUCACUCGUCAAACCCACUGCUGCCUUAGAUAAUGUCGCGCUUACGACCAUGGGAUUCGGUCCUAAAACUGAUGCACAAACUAUAACCCCGUCAGCCACAACUCCACCAACACUGAAUGUUGUCGAACUGACGAAUGUAAAGAAGUCCACGUGCAAUGCAAACACAAUUGAUGUUUACGUGACGUACCCAGGAAACACUGGAUGUUUGGGCACCUCUUCUGGAACCAAAGGAAUUUGCUUUGGUGACGAAGGUGCGCCUGUUCUUUACACAAGCCCAUCUGAAUCCACUGCCAAAAUUAUCGGCGUCACCUCCCAAAGGUUGGCUUGCCCAAGCGAUUAUCCCGGCUCUUUCACCUGGAUUUAUCCCUACAUUAGUUGGAUCACAGCCACGACUAGGAAAAAUUUCACGUAGUAUUUAUUGCUUCUCUAAGCUUGCUUUUUUAUAUUUAUUCUUGGUGAGUAAAAUGUGGAAAAAUAAAUAUUUUAAACCUGGUAAAUUCCGAACAAUUCCCAUUUCAGAAACCUUUAUUUAUCAAUAAUUAGGGCUGUGAAUUUUAGACGAUUUUUUUGGCCAAAAUAUUCGACUAUUUUUAGACUGUUUCUACAAGCAAAUUAGUCAGUUUUAGACGAUUUUUGUCAAUUUAGACGGUGUUAUUUUUUAUUAUUUCCUUUGCGUUUUUUUUUUAUAUUUCAUACAAAUGUAUGUUUAACGUAUGUUAUGUAUUAUAAUUGUAUUUUUCAGAGCCAAUUUACAGAUAAAUUGAGUUUGACAAUUAUUUGAAAUGGAAAAUCACUGGUAGUGUUUAGUUA
Messenger RNA from Cloeon dipterum, 1439 nucleotides. RefSeq names its product brachyurin-like. The transcript is spliced from 5 exons. NCBI's taxonomy places the organism in Eukaryota, Metazoa, Arthropoda, Insecta, Ephemeroptera, Baetidae. Bases 178 to 1041 code for a protein of 287 amino acids. Gene Ontology annotation, molecular function: serine-type endopeptidase activity. Gene Ontology annotation, biological process: proteolysis. The record is from RefSeq and is a predicted model, not a curated record.